This is a messenger RNA of Dicentrarchus labrax (European seabass), 4695 nucleotides long. RefSeq names its product TBL1X/Y related 1b (gene tbl1xr1b). Gene Ontology annotation, biological process: regulation of transcription by RNA polymerase II. Gene Ontology annotation, cellular component: histone deacetylase complex. Bases 331 to 1866 code for a protein of 511 amino acids. Gene Ontology annotation, molecular function: transcription corepressor activity; protein binding. The record is from RefSeq and is a predicted model, not a curated record. Lineage: Eukaryota; Metazoa; Chordata; Actinopteri; Moronidae. The transcript is spliced from 16 exons.
GACUGGUGCUUGGCUGCGGGACAAAACUUCCAGAGGCCUCGGCAUUUUUCUCUGCUCGAUCUCAUUGGUCGGUUUCAACGAGGAAAUGUGGCUCCAUUUUGCCGUGAACCUGUCAAACGAACCAGGAGCUAAUAUUUGAUCAGCGCCUGAGGACGGCUUUCAAGCUUCAGCAAACCACGAGGUGUUUUGUUUGUCUGGUGCUUUUUGGAAAAAAUAGGGACUGAGAGUUCUUGCUGAGGACAACACAGAUAUGAUGCGCAUCUGAGGACAUCUCGAUCACAUGGGCUCCUAUCCUGUGCUGACCCAAUGGUUUAAUCACCAGGACUAAAAAUGAGCAUAAGCAGUGAUGAGGUCAAUUUCCUGGUUUACAGAUACCUACAAGAGUCAGGCUUCUCUCAUUCAGCAUUCACCUUUGGCAUAGAGAGCCACAUCAGCCAGUCCAACAUCAAUGGAGCCCUGGUGCCCCCUGCUGCCCUCAUCUCCAUCAUCCAGAAGGGCCUGCAGUAUGUGGAGGCUGAAGUCAGCAUCAAUGAGGACGGGACCUUAUUUGACGGGCGGCCCAUCGAGUCGCUGUCUCUGAUUGAUGCUGUGAUGCCAGAUGUGGUCCAGACCAGGCAGCAGGCCUACAGGGACAAGUUGGCCCAGCAGCAGGCGGCAGGCAGUGGCAGCAGCACAGGGCUCCAGGGAAGCACCAAGAAUGGAGAGGGCGCUGCCAACGGGGAGGAAAAUGGAUCCCACGCCUUGGCCAAUCACCACUCAGACAUGAUGGAGGUGGACAGGGACGUAGAGAUCCCCCAGAGUAAAGCCAUGGUCUUGAGGGGCCACGAAUCUGAAGUUUUUAUCUGUGCCUGGAACCCAGUGAACGACCUCCUCGCCUCCGGGUCCGGGGACUCGACUGCAAGGAUCUGGAACCUGAGUGAGAACAGCACAGGCGGGUCCACCCAGCUGGUUCUGAGGCACUGCAUACGGGAAGGGGGCCAGGACGUACCCAGCAACAAAGACGUCACCUCACUAGACUGGAAUAGUGAGGGAACCUUGCUAGCAACAGGCUCAUAUGAUGGCUUUGCUAGAAUAUGGACAAAAGAUGGAAACCUGGCCAGUACUUUGGGUCAGCAUAAAGGUCCUAUAUUUGCACUCAAGUGGAAUAAAAAAGGAAACUUCAUCCUCAGUGCUGGUGUAGACAAGACCACAAUUAUCUGGGACGCCCACACAGGAGAGGCAAAGCAACAAUUUCCUUUCCACUCGGCACCCGCUCUGGAUGUAGACUGGCAGAGCAACAACACGUUUGCCUCCUGCAGCACAGACAUGUGCAUCCAUGUGUGUAAGCUGGGUCAGGACAGACCUGUCAAGACCUUCCAGGGACACACGAAUGAGGUGAAUGCCAUCAAGUGGGAUCCCACUGGCAGCUUGCUGGCCUCCUGCUCGGAUGACAUGACACUGAAGAUCUGGAGUAUGAAGCAGGACUUGUGUGUCCAUGACCUUCAGGCCCACAGUAAAGAAAUCUACACCAUCAAGUGGAGCCCCACAGGCCCCGGGACCAACAACCCUAGCGCCAACCUCAUGUUGGCCAGCGCAUCAUUUGACUCAACAGUGCGUCUGUGGGACGUGGAGCGUGGUGUGUGUAUCCACACGCUGACCCGCCAUCAGGAGCCUGUCUACAGCGUGGCCUUCAGCCCUGAUGGCAGGCACCUGGCCAGCGGCUCCUUCGACAAGUGUGUCCACAUCUGGAACACUCAGACGGGGGCUUUAGUCCACAGCUACCGGGGGACAGGAGGGAUCUUCGAGGUGUGCUGGAACGCCACAGGGGACAAAGUAGGAGCUAGUGCGUCAGAUGGAUCGGUUUGUGUAUUAGACCUGAGGAAAUGACACUCGUCUGGGGGAGCCAUGGACCGACUACGAAUGUGUACAUAGCCAAAAUGACUGACUGUCCCUGCCUGUCCACCACACUGCUGUAGUCCCAUCAGAUGCCAUGGCCCGCCAUUACAGCCUGGAGCGCCUCCCGCCCCUAUAUGUUCACACAAGGACCACACCUUUGCCACAUGCAGUUCUUAUGCACAUGCGUCAGACAUACAACAGGUCUGUAUGGACACUUGUGUUGCUCUCACAGACCUGCAGGAAGAAACAUUACUCUGUUAUCACGCAGUACAAACUUGUUGGACCCAUCACAUACAAACCAAAACACCAGGAUCCUUCUUGCUUUCCUCUUUUUAUCCUUCGUACCAGAAUUCUUUUUUUUUUUUGUUCUCUGUUGGUGUGUGCAUAUUGCAUAUGUCAGCAUUUGGUGUCCUAUGGACAUUGUUGUUUUGAAUUUGGAUUUUACUGAUCUCUGUGGGUUUUAUAUUACAUGUGGGGUGAGAGAGAAGAGAGGGGGAGGGGUUGAGAGUUGUUUGUCUUUUACAAUGGGUGUUCAAAGCUGUUCAUUGGGAGAUCCAUUCAUCUACUUCUUGGCACUCUUUAAGAUUCAAAACAUGCAGCUGUAUAGCUUAGAAGAUGAAAUGGUUUAUAAUUUUGUCAACUCUAUUUUUAUCCAGUAGGUUUGUUCCAUUUUUGCCAUUUUCUUAACAAAAAAUAUAAAGCAGUUAAUCAAAGGGUGAACUGUCGUUUGUUUUUGCAACUUUUAUCCUCAGAAAUGGUUUUCAGGUGUUCACAAUUCAUCAGGUUAAUAUAGAACUCUAAAGAAUUCAAAACCUCUUGGCUGAAAGAUAAUCUUUGUAGCUGUUAAAACACCUUGUCCAUCUCCUGUUCUAACCAUGUGCUGGGCAGUAAGACAUCAACGCUGAUGUGCAGUCAGCUUCAGGUUUCUGUCACUGAGCUCGUCCUGGAUCUGUGUCUCAAGCUUAUGAAUAGACGGCUGUGCUUUAGUGUUUAGUAGUGAGGUAACGCGGUGCAGGGAUUGCUUGCUUUUUGGCAUCAGUGCAGCUUCUGGGAUCUGUGGGGGGAGAGGGAGAGAGAGAGAGAGAUACGGGAAAACAGGCCCACAAUUGCUCGCAUCGAUCUGAUGUCAAUAAUUAAUAACCAUAAUUGUGUUUGUUUCCUCCACUAAUGGCUUUUUGCUAACCAAUGCUGGAUGAUAAUCAGAUAGAGCCGUUCAAAUAGUUUCCCCAUGCUUGGUCCUUAAACAUCGGGACAUCAUCUGGAGUGUCACAUCCUCUGCAGGCACAGGGUCUUUGAAUAGCACCUUUUUAAAUGUGGCUCAACAUUCGCUCGCGUCAAAGCUGAAUCAGCUGAUGAACAGAGCAGGAGGUCACACAUCAGUCUGUCACGUUGAGCAGUUGUUUCACGGCCUGAUUCUCACUCUGUUACAUGUGCGGCUCUCAUGUCCAGUGCUGACCUAAGUACACACUACAGUCCCUGCUUUGGUUUGCUGUUGUCUGGCAGUCCAGCAUUAACACACACACACACACACACACACACACACACACACACACACACACACACACACACACACACACACACACACACACACACACACACACACACACACACACACACACACACACACUGGAGACGGGCUGUGUUCAGGCCUAUGCACCGAUAGACGGCGCUUUUGUUUGUAGUGUUCAGAGUUGGCGUUUUGAGGCAAGUCUGUGCUUUUUGUUCAAAAGCAGACUUGCAGCAUAUGACUUGAUGUAACAUGGUAUCAUAUAAUAUAUAUAUAUAUAAAUAUAAAUAUAGAUCUGUGCUAUCACAGGGGAUUCUUUUGUAUGCCACUCGUACGCUAAGGGUGGAUUUUAAAGUUACUUUUUGAAGACCCUUGAAAUAUGUGAUGGUCUUGUACAUCACAUGGGGUCGUGACCAUAAGGAAUGGUUUUUUAUAAAAUACCAUUAAACAGUCAUAGCGAAAUAAAAGAAAAAGAGCAGCCCUUCGAAGGGUGUUUUUCUUCUGCACUUUAGACUAAAAAUGGAGAAACAGGGAGGUGUGUUUGUUCAAGCCAUCGUCGACACAUCUAAUGUUUAAAUUGCUCUUAAAGAUGAAUCAGAAUCGAUGCAGAAAACGUGCAGUGUUCCAGAGGCUAAAUAAGGGUGAAUAGUGUCCUGUCUGACUCCUCGGGGUACGUCAAAGUUGAACCAAGCCAACUUCAUGGCAUUCCAGGUCUCAUCUCGCUAAUGGUUUGAUACACACAUGCGUCGUCGGACAUUUCAGUGGUUUCGUUCCGAAUGUUCCUUGUUUUAGAAAAUUUUGUACUGAAGCUAAAGACUAUUUUGAAGUUUGCUUUAAUACAGUCAGCAGUGAUUGGACUGUACCACAAAGACACUAUUUCAAAUGAUGUCUAUGACAGUGGAAUGGUAUUUUAUAAGGUUUUGUUUUUAGAUGAUAAGCUUUUUACACUGCAUUCAAGUGUGUUUGCUAUUUUUUGUUCCUACCGAAAGUACUAACGUUAAUUCUAUCUUUGCUAUGUUGGAGAGCCCUUGAAGGUUUUGUACUCCUCAAAACUUUUGUAAUUCUGAUUUAUUUGUAGUUACGUACACGAAAUGAACAAAAAUAUAAAAUCUGGAUUUAAUUGUUGAUGUAUUAUAACACAGAACAUGUAAAUACCAAUUUGCAGAUUUGUUUUUUUGUGUCGUCUUUGCCCUCACCUAUGUUGUACUCUCUCUCUCUCUCACUCACUUGGUUGCAGUCUGCAGCCUCCUGAUCUGACUGUUGAAAUAUCACUCAAGAUUUCAAGGUCUAGAAUAAAAUCUAUUUUGAUAAUA